Messenger RNA from Poecilia latipinna (sailfin molly), 1732 nucleotides. RefSeq names its product glutathione synthetase (gene gss). Gene Ontology annotation, cellular component: cytosol. The transcript has 13 exons. NCBI's taxonomy places the organism in Eukaryota, Metazoa, Chordata, Actinopteri, Cyprinodontiformes, Poeciliidae. Gene Ontology annotation, molecular function: ATP binding; glutathione synthase activity; glutathione binding. Bases 150 to 1619 code for a protein of 489 amino acids. Gene Ontology annotation, biological process: glutathione biosynthetic process. The record is from RefSeq and is a predicted model, not a curated record.
CUUUUACACAGAAAUUAAGAUGUUUUAGGGCGCCUGAAAGGUCACGUGUUCUGCUUCAAUAUUACAAACGCUGACCUGUUUUCUACAGUAGCACAUUCAGAACGUCAUUAGGAGACAGACGCAGCGCAUAUUUCAAAUACGUCGUUUUUAUGCCGGAUUUAAAAGACUGUAAGAGUAUUUUUCCUAGAAUGGCCUCGAGGAUCCUGGAUGAGGUGAUGAUGGACGCUGCACUGAUAAAAGAAUUAGCCGGAGUUGCAAAGGACACAGCACUUCUUCAGGGAGUGUUGAUGAGGACCAAGGAGAGCCCAAACUCAUCUGAGUUGGUGACAUAUGCUCCAUUCACUCUCUUCCCUUCGCCUGUGCCCAAGUCCGUGUUCCUUCAGGCUCUUUCGGUUCAGACACACUUCAACACGUUGGUGGACAAGAUCAGCCAGGAUAUUGACUUCCUGCAGGAGGCUUUAGCCAGCACAAUAGAAGUGGAUGAUUUCACUGCCAGGUUGUUCAAGAUCCACCAGCAGAUCCUAAAAGAAGGAAGAUCUCAGUCCAUCGUGUUGGGUCUUAAUCGUUCUGACUACAUGUUGGACCAGAGAGAGGACCAAACGUCUUCUCUGAAGCAGAUAGAGAUCAAUACUAUUGCUGCCAGCUUUGGUGGCCUCUCCUCACAAACACCAGAGGUACACAAGCACAUCCUGAAGGUGGCUGGGAGGCUGGAGGAGAGUCAACGAAUCCUGGACAACAACCCUGCAGCUGGUCUGGCCAGAGGACUGGCCAAAGCCUGGGAGCUGUAUGGAUCAGAUAGGGCGGUGGUCAUGUUUUUGGUGGAGGAAGUCCAGAGGAACAUCUUUGAUCACCGAUACAUUGAAGGCGAACUCUGGAAGAGAAACAUUCCCACAGUAAGAAAACGGUUUGAUGACAUCUAUAAAACAGGAUCUCUUGAUCCAGACAAGAGGCUUUUUGUGGAUGGAAAAGAGGUGGCGGUGGUGUACUUCAGGAAUGGAUACAUGCCGCAGAACUACACUAAUGAACAGUGCUGGGAUGUUCGUCUCAUGAUGGAGCGCUCUCAGGCUGUAAAAUGCCCAGACAUCGGCACUCACCUGGCAGGAACCAAGAAGGUCCAGCAGGUGUUGGCCCGACCCGGAGUUCUGGAGAGGUUCUUCCCUGAUCAGCCUCAGGCAGUGCAACAGAUGAGGGAAACAUUUGCUGGCCUCUACACUCUAGACAUGGGACCAGAAGGUGACAAAACUGUAGCAAUGGCUUUGGCAGAACCAAACCGGUUUGUUCUGAAACCUCAGCGAGAAGGAGGAGGUAACAAUAUCUAUGGUUCGGAGAUCGUCAAGGUUCUCAGGGAGGUGAGGGGGAGCACGGAGCGGACGGCAUACAUCCUGAUGGAUAAAAUUAACCCCGCUCCCAUUGAGAACUACCUACUGAGGAGAGACUCUCCCCUCGUCAUCAGUAACUGUCUGAGUGAACUGGGAGUGUUUGGAGCCUACGUAAGGCAGGGGGCGCACAUGGUGAUGAACGAGUGUGUGGGUCACCUGCUGAGGACCAAGAGCUCAGAACACGCCGACGGGGGGGUAGCUGCGGGUGUGGCCGUUCUGGACAAUCCUCUACUCGUCUAACGCACACAAACAUGUCACACUGAUUCAAUCUGAGUCCAGAAAGAGAGACAUCACAUUCUCUUUCUGUGCAAGUUAGAGUUGUGUUUGAUACAUUUCUAUUUCAGAUCAUAAAA